CGAGACAACCGGCUUCUGGGAAUUUAAAGAAAUUCCGACAUGUGCUAUCUUGCGACACCAAAAAACCACAAUAUUUUCCUAAAAAACUAUCAAAUUCUUAAUUUCUAAUAAUUCCUCCACUUCAGGUCACGAUUUGAAGUCCAGGACGCCAGAAAAAUUUCGAGGUUUGUUUCACACUUUCAACGAAACAUAAUUUACAUAAAAGUUUUGUAACGACAAAUGAAACGAGCAAUUCCAUUAAUUUUCAAAUCAAAUCAAGUAAAGUUAAUUGGCACGAUGGCGGACGCUUCCAUGAAGGAUUUAACUCUAAAGUCGUCGACGAGUGGAGAUGCGAAUGAAGAAAGCUUUGAAGGGAUCACGGAGGUGAGGGAGGGGAAAGCGAUAAUCCGAUGCGAUAAGAAGCUCAACAUCUUUUACAAUGCUACACAAGAAGUUAACAGGGAUAUUAGCAUUGUUGGUGUCCACGCCCACAUAUUGCGAGAAAAAAAGGAUGAUGUUACCCUUGUGGAAGCAAUGGCAGCGUCAGGGAUUCGAAGCAUAAGAUACGCAUUGGAAGUCAAAGGGCUGAAGAAAGUGAUUGCUAAUGAUUUUUCGACCGAUUGUAUCACGAGUAUUAAUAAGAAUUCUAAAUUAAAUGGGACAGAAGAUAUUGUACAACCUUCACUAAAUGAUGCAAAUGUAAUUAUGCGGUCUCAAAAAGGAUUCAUAAUAGACUUGGAUCCGUAUGGUAGUCCAGCUGCAUUUAUUGAUUCGGCAGUUCAUGGCCUAGAAGAUGGAGGAUUAUUUGUUGUAACAGCGACCGACAUGGCAGGACUGGCUGGAGGAAAUGCAGGCGAAGCAUGCUUUGCUCGAUAUGGAGCAAUGCCACUAAAAAUUAAAUCGUGCCAUGAAAUGGCCUUGCGCAUUUUAAUACACACCGUUCAGAGUUCUGCAAACAGAUAUGGCCGUGUUGCUAUUCCAUUGUUGUCGCUGAAAAUAGAUUUUUAUGUCAGAUUGUUCUUCAAGAUUAUCAAAAGCCCUGAGAGGGCCAAGGAAUCUUGCAUUAACACUUCCCUCGUUUACUAUUGUACCGGAUGCAAAGCCUUUAAUUUUCAACCACUGGGUGUCAGAAAGAGUCAGAAGAUUUACACAUUCGCCCGUGGUCCACCCGUCUCAGACAAGUGCUCAAAUUGUGGCUCCAUUCAUCAUGUGGGUGGACCUAUUUGGACUGGCCCUAUGCAUGAUAAGGAUUUUGUUUCUGUGAUGGAGAAAACACUAGAGGAUAAUUAUUCCUAUUUAAACACUUUUCCGAGAAUAGAGGGAAUAAUUAAUCUUGUCGCUGAAGAAGUAGAUGUUCCAUUAUUUUACGAACUUAGUGAACUCUGUUCAGUUUUAAAAGUUGGUACAAUACCUUUGCCGAAGAUCCGGUCUGCCAUUCUAAAUUUAGGAUACCAAGUCUCUCUCUCCCACAUUGCUCCAAACACAAUUAAAACUACAUGUCCCAAUUCCAUUAUAUGGGACAUUAUGCGAAAAUGGAAAUUACAAAAUCCUAGUCCUCAGCCAUUAAAAGAAGGAGCUGGUUUCAAUAUAAUGCAAAAGGAGUCUGAAACUCCAAAUAUUUCAUUCGAUUUACACCCAGAUGCCAACCCUGCUUCGAAGGAAAAUAACCUGAUGAGGUAUCAAAAUAAUCCAACCAGGAAUUGGGGACCUGGAGUUCGAAAUGCAUUCAAAGGACAACAGAAAUCGGAAGACAAGCGGAUAGCCAACCAGGGAAAGAAAAGACAUCAACGAAAAGAGCCUGGUACUUCUAACAAAUCUGAACCAGAAUCAUCACCUAGUCCAGAAAGUAAAUGUUUUAAAAAGGACGACAGCACAAUCAGUGGCGAAGAAGGUCAGGAAAAACUGUAAUUAUUUUCCCCAUAAAACGGUACUGACGAAUAUGAUUAAAUAGUGAAAACUGCGAGGGCAUAAUUUGUUUUGAUUAUGACUGAGUUUUGAGUUUAAUUUAUAAAAUUUUGUUACUUAAAAUUAAAUUAAUUAGAAUUUAUAAAAUUAAUAUUCUAUUGGUUAGCCUCGAAAAUUCUACUUGGAAUGUCAAGUUUUUUUUAACUAACAUAACACUAAAUAUAGGACAUUAAAAUCGUAUAUUUUCUGAAAAAUUUACAAAGU
Molecule: messenger RNA, 2148 nt
Organism: Folsomia candida
Lineage: Eukaryota; Metazoa; Arthropoda; Collembola; Entomobryomorpha; Isotomidae
Gene: Trm1
Product: probable tRNA (guanine(26)-N(2))-dimethyltransferase
Exons: 10
Coding region: 220-1887 (555 amino acids)
Biological process (GO): tRNA N2-guanine methylation
Cellular component (GO): nucleus
Molecular function (GO): RNA binding
Source: RefSeq, a predicted model, not a curated record